AAGAAAUGUUCCUGCGUCCAAUGAGGUUCCUGUGUUCAAUGAGAUAUAAAAGGGCUCGUAAAUCACCGGCAUUCUCCAGACAACUCAUCCUCGUCUAUCUACUUCAGAUCAUUCAUCACGAUGCGUUUCUCAGUCGCCGCUCUUAUCCCUCUCGCCACUCUCGCGGUCCCCGCCCUCUCUGCCUCCGUCCAGGCCAGGGAUGACAGUGUCGGUUACAAUGGCUACAACGACGGUGGCAGUGGCAGGAACUACGGCAAGGACUAUGGUUACAAUGAUGGUGGCAGCAAGGACUGGGGCAAGAAGGAUGAUGACAAGAAGGAUGACCGUAAGAACGAUGGCGGCAGCAAGGACUUUGGCAGGAAGGACGACAAGAAGGAUGACCGCAAGAAUGAUGGUGGUAGCAAGGACUUUGGCAAGGACAAAGACGACAAGGACCAUGGUCGCAAGGGCUGCACCUGGGAGCCUGUGUUUGAGCACAAGAAGGACUUCAGGGGAUGGAACAAGGGCAAGUACACCCCCUACGACCACAAGGAUGUCAAGAAAGACUCCUACGAGAUUGACUGCAAGAACCUUUGCGAGAAGGACGACAAGUGCAACUCGUGCCAGGCCUACUCGAAAGAGGAGGACGAGGAGAAGUUUAUUUGCGAGCUCUUUGAAGAGAUCAUCGAUAUCUUGACUUGGGAGGGUGACUGUGACGACGACAAGGACGGAAAAGAUGGAAAAAAAGAUGAAAAGGACGGAAAGAAAGAUGACAAGGAUCGCAAGGAUGACCACAAGUACUACGACACUUCUUGCUGGAACGCCCACUACAGCUACUAAGUCUGACGAGGCUCCUGGGG
Molecule: messenger RNA, 839 nt
Organism: Desarmillaria tabescens
Lineage: Eukaryota; Fungi; Basidiomycota; Agaricomycetes; Agaricales; Physalacriaceae
Exons: 3
Coding region: 121-819 (232 amino acids)
Source: RefSeq, a predicted model, not a curated record